Messenger RNA from Eufriesea mexicana, 1646 nucleotides. RefSeq lists its product as uncharacterized. The transcript is spliced from 4 exons. The record is from RefSeq and is a predicted model, not a curated record. The coding region runs from base 183 to 1607 and encodes 474 amino acids. NCBI's taxonomy places the organism in Eukaryota, Metazoa, Arthropoda, Insecta, Hymenoptera, Apidae.
UGUAAAAUUGCGUGAUAUUAAAUGUGUGGUUAGUUUUGUGUCAUAUAAAUUGGAUUGUGGAAGGUUAUGUUGGUUCUAAGUGCAAAAACGUAAAACGUAGUACUUGUGGUAUUAUAUGUGUUAAAAAAACUACUAAAAAAUUAUAAGUUAUAUACGAAAUUGAUACAGUAUAUAAAAGAGAAAUGGAAAAUCGCGCAACUCGUUCAUUUUUUGGUUUUAGUAUUUUCAUUUUCUUUCUUUAUUUUAUGAAAGUGUCAACUGCACCAAGUAUACCAGCAAAACGUAGCAUUAUAGAUGUAAUGAAAAAUGAUACACAGUUGUGUACAAUACCAACAUUUUUGUAUGAAAACAAUGUUACAGAGAGUUGUCAAAAUAUAACAUAUCCUGAUGGAAAUAAUAAAAAGUCACAUCAAUGUGAUUUAGAAUGUACGAGUACCUUUUUAUGUUUGGCAUUUUAUGAUACAUGGUAUAAAGCUUGCCAAUUUAAUCAAUCCCAGAACACAUUUAAUAAUGUGACUACAUUUUAUUCAUAUAUUCAGAAAUCUUCUCCUGGAGAGAAAGAAGAUGAUCAGGCUAAGUUUUGUAAAAAUAAUAAAGACAUUCAAUUUUCAUAUACAAAAUUGAAACCAUUAUUAUCACUUGUAGAUUUUAACAAUUCUAAUGUAUGCUAUUUGACAUGUUUUGGUGUAACAGCAAAAUUUGUUCCACUUUGUGCAAUAUUAGUGUGGAGUAAAAGCAUUGAUGAUAUGCAACAAAUAAGUAAAAAUCUACAAACAGUGUCUGCAAAUAAUAUAUUAGAUACCCAGUUAUUUGUAACAAGUGUAAAACAAAAUACACAAGAACAAGAUACUAAUACAAUACUAAAUAAAACUUCUAGUGGAAUAGUAGAAGAAAGUGGCAAUGAUACUGUUGAAAAACCAAAUACAAAUAAAGCUAUUGAUGUUAAUGAUAAGGCACCAUUAUCGCAGGAAGCAGUGCAAACUAACACUAAAUAUCCUGCUGAUAAAUCUGAGCAAAGUACUGUCAAUAAUAUUAAUUCCUCUCCGUCAAAUCAAAAAACAAAGGUAGAAUCUACUAUUGAGAAAGAGAAAUUGGAGAAUUCCAAUGAAAAGCCUGUAAGUAACGUAGGUGCUGGAAAUAAAAAAGAAGCUAAUGAAAUUGUUGAAACAAGUACAUUAUCAGAAAAUACUCAGGAUCAUGAAAAUACUGUUAACCUAGAUGAAUGGAAUCGUGAAGACGACAAAUUAUCUAAUGAUCCAGAUGAUGUACCUGAUCAGUCUAUUGAUACAGCAGACCAAGGUCAAGGUAUACCUAAACCAUCUGAACAAAGAGAUAUCAUAUCUCAUUAUCAUAGUAUCAGAACAGACGAGGAGUCUCAUUUUUUUACUUACUUCACUGCAGUUUCUUUGAUUUCCAUAGCUGCAUACAUUGGUUAUCAUAAUAAGCAAAAGAUAUUCGCUAUUGUAUUGGAAGGACGGCGAACACGAAAUAGCCGCGGUAGACGACGACCAAGUACCGUUAAUUAUCGUAAAUUAGAUUGUACACUAGAAGAAGCGGUUACAUCACAGUGUAAUGCAAAUGUCACUCAUACCCAUGUCAUAUAUUAAUGCAUGUAUCUGAAACUUUAAAGCAACUGUAUAAUAGCA